CCUAGAGUCUCGAGAGAGACUCGGGCGAAAGAGUUCAGCUGCUCCGCCAUAUUUUUCCACGUUUAAAUGUGCUCCGAAACUAAUGCGGGCGACGCGAAGCUAAUACCGCGUUAAAAUUUUCGCCGAUGACAAGUUCAAGAUUGACCACCCGGGACCUCCAGGAUUGAGAAGCGAAUUUUCUCGAAUCGGUAAAAAUCAAUUGCUCCGCAACGCGCGUCGCCCGUCGCGCCGUUCGACCGUACGGCAUGGCGGCGGACCGUACGAACGUCCGGUGUCCGAUAGCCUGAGCCUCUAGAGCAGGUGGCAUGCGCGCACCGCCUUGCCCGGAGAUCGCGCGGAGCUGCUGCUGGCCGAGGGAGAGAGCCGAGUAGUCUCCGGAGCGUAAGAUGGCCGCGGUGACAGAUACGACGGGGAGCGCUGUCAACUCCGCCCGGGAGCCUAAAGCCUAAAAUUUCCGUGUCACGCGGCCGAGGCCCUUUCCGCGCCGCGUAAAACUGUCGCGCCGCGGAUCGCCGCGUUGUGUCGGGGCCCGCGUGUUUACGAUGCGCGAGUACGCGAGUACUGCACCACUGCGGACCGUCCGUCAGACGGAAACGCACCCAGGCAGCCUGAGAACGCACGUCACCUCGUCGUAACCCGUACGUAUAUUAUACGCGCGUCACGUGAAACACGUUCGUCUCCUCGCGCGAUCGCGUUUCUCUACUCUCUUCGCGAAAACCCUCAACGUUCCACGCGUCGGUCGAUCGUACCGAGGCGUGUCGUCAUCGCUGAGAUAAUCAAACGAUCGAACUCUGCCGCCUCCACCGUCGCAUUGUAAGGCCGCUUUUUCGCAGGGAUAACUCUCGUCUCCGACCUCUCGAGACUGCUCUCGAUCAUGGAGGCGAUAGUGGAGUAUAACUAUGUGGCGCAAGAGGAUGACGAACUGACGCUGAAGAAGGGUGACAUCAUCACCGGGAUCAAGAUGAUGCUCGGUGGAUGGUGGGAAGGUACCCUAAGGGACAAGCGUGGCAUGUUUCCAGACAACUUUGUUAAGGUGUUGGAUCCUUCCUCGGCUGCUAGUGGAAAUAACGGCAGCGAGACCAUAAGCAGCACGAAAUCCGACGAGGGUAUUACCUUAAGGAACGGCUCUAGUAGACGGUUCUGCAAAGUCCUAUUCAGUUAUGAUCCUUGCAACGAGGACGAGUUGACUUUGGUACCGCAAGACUCUAUAGAGUUCUUGGGGGAGGUGGAGGAAGGAUGGUGGAGGGGUCGCCUCAGAGGUAGGGUUGGUGUGUUUCCCUCAAACUUUGUUGCUCCCCCUGCUCCCGAGGAACAAGAGAGGCACAAGGAGAAAGAAAAAAUGGAAAUGUGUAGGGUACUCUUCCCCUAUGAGGCUGCUAAUGAGGAUGAGCUCACUCUGGUUGAGGGAGACAUAAUCAUCCUUUUGUCAAAGGAUGCACCAGACAAGGGCUGGUGGAAAGGAGAACUAAAGGGGCAAGUGGGUUUAUUUCCUGACAAUUUCGUCGAGGUGAUUAAUGUGAAAAACGAAUCCCAGGAACAAGAAUCCCCCUGGCAUGAAACAAUAUCACUAAGUGCAAAGUCAAGUACUAGACAUUCCCAUCAAAUAAAAAAGGUGGAGAAAGCGCACGUUAGAAGAAGUCUGGAUACCAGGAAUGUACAUUCGAAUAUAUCAGAUCAUUUCCCCGCUAUAGAUACCACCAAGAAGGGCCUAUCUACAUUGUCAUCCACCUCAACGUCGUCGUCGUCGUUGACAGCCGGAAGCGGAAGCGGCGAUAAGAAGGUGGCCGGUGGCCACUCGAUUAUAUCAAGCCUAAAACGUCUCGUCAGCGACGUAGGAAAUAAUAACGGUAUCAGCGGUACGACGAGCAGUGCCGCCUCGGAGUGUCGCGAGGAACUGGACGGCGUGGAACGAGGGGAGGGCAUGCCACUUUCACACUUGACGGCCUCUCGCGCGAAAGCACCUCGGCGACGUCUGCCUUCGUCGCAACAUCUACGUCACCACGCCGCUGGAUCUGGCAUAAGCGCACCCACGACCCUACCAGCAGUUCCCAACACCUCUCUGGAUGAUAAUCUGUCCAAUGGACGCACCGAUACUACAUUGGAACAGAUACCUGACGAAGAGACGGACGGCCUUGCGGCAAAAGCGAGGAGAAAAGUGCCAUGGGUCGAGGAAUUAAAGAUGAAUCAGAUGGAGAGGAGAAAAACUGCGACGGUAGAUCGAGUCGACAAAGUGGAGAUAAAAAAGGAACGAAAUUUCCGAUUAAUGCCAGUGAUGGCACAAGGAAACGCUACGGAUUCUGUUAUCAAACCGGAUCCCGAUAACGAUGAUAGCAAGCAAAAAGAUAAAAGUCCGAGAGCCGAAACGAGCCCCUACGCCGAUCACAGUCCCAGUGCAUCCAGCCAACCGGCCUACGUCCCUUACACUCUCUACAGCAAAUUAUUGGAAAGGGUCGCCGCGUUAGAAGAGAAACAGACGGUAUUGCAGACGACAAUAGAACAGCUCUCCGAACAACUGGUACCUCUUCUCGCAAACGCGUCGACUAACAACAAAGUAUAAUACGUAUUGGCGUUAAGAGAGGAAAAUCAAUAGUAUAUUUAUCUCUGCCCAUACUACUGCGUUGUUUUCUCAUUAUAACAAUAAUGAGAAAGAAAGAACUAAUACUGCUGCUAGAAUAAACGUUUACUGCUAUUACUGUUGUUACAUAUAUAUAUGCACAUACGUAUAUAUAUAUCUAUAUCUAUAUUUAUUCAUUUAGUAGUAUUCAUUUAUUAUUUGCUCCGUCGAUGCAGUAUUUAUAUGAUCCGGUUAAAAACAUAACAUUCCACACGACAUUCUUCUACGCCUGUAAAGGAUUUCCCUUUCACUUGGUUUCCGACAAUUUAACAGAUCUCAUUGUGACUGCCGGUGUUUGUCACUCUCUUUCUUUCGAUAAGUGUGGCCGAUUUACGUAUGCCGAGACAUUCGCACGACUCUAUAACUUUUAUUUGAAACUUACAUAACACAUACAUAUCAGAAUUACGAGAGACGCAAUUCUUCAAUGUAUAUUUGCACAUAUUUUGGAUUGUCAUGACAAAACUUUCUCGUUAUCAGAAUGUGUAGCAUGAAAAAUCUUGCGACAUAAAGAGUUCCAAAAAGAGGAAAGAAAGAAAGGAAGAAAAUAGCGCAAGUGUCCUUCCAGAUGGGUGCCUGUGCUUUUCUUGUACCAAUUUGCAUUUUAUUCAUUGUUUUAUGUUACUUAUUUACGUAUAUAUUUUAAUAGAAUUUACGAAAGAUCGCUAAUUAACUUAAUUUUAUUGUAAGAAUAUGAAGGAGGUAGCAGAAGUACUUAACAAUUCGUAUAUUGUGAUAGGACGUAAGAAUUAUGUGAUUUUUUUAUCCAACGAACGUAGCUGCCUCGCGAUAAACUGUGUGUGAUGAUUUGCUAUAGAUUUCUUCAGUAAUCUGAGUGCCAAUGUAAGCAUUUUGUUUAUUGCAUAUCCAUAAUGCCUCAUUCAACGUAAUAAUAAAUAAACGAUCGUUGAUUUUUCACGAGUAAUAUCACCAAACUGCGGACAAAUACGAUUCGUACAAGUCAAUAAUUCGACGCGUUCGUCGAGCCAUUUAUUUUCACCCGCUUGUCGAAGCAUAUUCCGUUCCUGACCGGAAUGUCUUUGAAACGGUGCUAAUAACGCGAUAUGUGAUAUAUCGUAGCGUCACGUGAUUAUACUAUACAUAUAGGAAUGAGGCACAGCGAGAGAGAAACAUGAAUAAUGAAACUUUUGUUCAGUCCUAAAUGUGAAAGUAUCGUAAGAGGACGAUAAAGCUAAGAAUGCAUUGUAGGCCGCUUUGAACGACGGAUUAGCAGCUUUAUUCGAUAAAAUCGUGAAUCGUGUUGAAUGUAAAAGAAAGUUUUUAUUUUUUUAUAAAAAUAAAAUUUUAAGUAAAACCUAAUGAAAAGAUUAUAGAUAUAUGAGAGGAAAUACGAGACGCUAUUUAGUUUUUUAUAUCAGUAUUCCAUAAAAUAUAUUUAAUACUUUAACAAUAGAACUGAAAGCUAUUUCCUCUAAUCAGGUUGAUAUAAAAGAGAUUUUAUUUUUAUGCAGAUAUGCAUUAAAUAAUAUGUAUAUAUACAUAUUUUAGUCUCUCUCGUCUCCAUUAAUUUUUAGCAACCAAUAGUUCUGUACUGUAAAACCUAGCAGGUUUAAAGAGCAGUAUAAUUAUCGUAUUUAAUUGAUAAUCGAAUGUGUAUAUGUUGGUCGAGUUAUCAAUAUAAUGCACACAGUUAAAGUGCACAAUUAAAAUUGGUGCAUAAAACGAAAUAUAUUUUGGGACGGCUCAAUCAUUUAAUAAUGUCUCGCAAAUAUACUUUAACUGCAUACGUCAUUUAUAAAUAAAUUUUACAUAAAGAAAUAUUUAUGUAAUUUAAGUAAAAUAUCUUUCUUCAAAUUAAUUUCACUAAUAAUAAUAUAUAUUUAUAUAAUAAUAUAUAAUUGUUAUUAAUAGUGUAUAGAGAAAAAAUUACAGUGCGAGAAAAAAAAUUCCAUUUCAAACGUAAGUUUUCAUUUUACGUGUAAUCCGUCCCCCGAAAAUCAGAAAAAUAUACAAUUUUAUAAAUUGAUUUGAUUAUCAUAAGGCUAUAAUAUUCGAAUGUAUGCACUUUACAUUCGUAUAAUUAAAUUUGUAUAUUGAAUAAUUUACACAUAAUUUUCCUUCUUUCCCAGAGAAGAUAUUACCUCAUAAUUGAUCUACACCGUUCAUUAUUUCAAAUUAUACUUUUAUCGACACACAUAUGCUAUUUCGAAAAUAUAUUGCAAGGUAUCGCAAGAAUAGUUCCACGAAGUUGGAACGAGUUGUAAUUAACGAAACAACAAUUUUAAUGACGGAGGUAUCUCUUUAAAUUUUUGUGGAGUAUCGUAAAUAAAUUUUGAGGAGCUUCUUUUUGCAAUUCCGUAUGAUAUUUUAUUAAUUAAUUUUAUUAAUUUACGUAAUGUGUAUGUAAUGUCUUUAAUAUAUAAAAUAAUGUAAUUUAUUUUAAUACGAACUCAAGGGCAACUAUUUCAAUCGGCAUCUAACACUGACCAUGCUUACAAAAGAAAGCUCAAGAUAAACGAGACCACGUUCAGAUUUCGUACAUUGCCGUAAUCACGUCUUUUUAUACUUUUAUAUUUCGCUGCAGAUUAGGUCGUUUGUUCAACAAACAGGACAAUUUUUACAUGAAUAUAUGUUCAUCCACGUCGUAUAAAAAAACUUCGGUUUACAAAUGCGACACCAUUAUUGCACCUUCUUGCAAGUGUAACGCGUGACAAUAAUAGUUUUUAAGCGAGUUCGAAAGACUCUUUACUGGUUUUUUUCCACAGUUACGUUUAAAGUAAUCACUUUUAUAAUCAAGAUCAAUGGGAACUCGAUUAAAAUAUGUAUUUAAUUGCAUUUUAUGUCUUUUGGAGAUACUUUUUAGAACAAAAAGUUGCUUAUCAAUUAGUCAUAGUUUUGCACUCCUACAGGUAGCAUCGUCUUCCCUCCUAAUAAUCUCUUGCGAUCCAAUCAUUACAAACACAAUCACUCGAUACUUUAAUCUUAACGUGACCACUUUAACAAACAAUAUACUAUAAAUGCGUUAACUAGAUUAGGCCUCUGUACUUACGAAUUUAUGACGCCUUUCUAUUCGCCACCAAACUUCCAGAAUUUGUUCGAAACGAGUGUUUCCAGAACCAUUAAAAAAAAUGUUAAACUGUAAAUAUAAUGAUGUUGAGUAUUAAUUCUGCAAGUGCAAUGAAAAGAUGCGAGAACCCAUCGUAACGAAAUCUUUAUUCUAAAGGUAUCGCGUCCCAAAUAUUGUCCUAACGCCACAGUGGAUCGACAAAUUAUAAUCAAUCGUGUAUUAAUCGCGAUUUAAUCAUUUCUCACACGCUUUCCAUCACUAUGUACGGCGCUACGGCGAAUAAAUGUCGCCCCACGAGGUUGUAAGACUAAUGUAAUAGCAGACUUAUUUCCGAUUGUUGUUGUUCGACAUCAAAUCGAGAUCAUUUUUAUAUCACGCUAUAGCGAGCUACACUCGAUAAAUAUCCUGUCGAAAAGCGUCGAACGGAUGCGGCAGCGUACGACUAUCUGGCUGCAUAGUUGCUAAGUUCCCUGUAGAAAGCAUGCUCUAGAAUAUAAGGAGACUGGAGUUAAUGACUCAAGCGAAACGAUUUUUAAUGUCAUUAACGGUAGGCCUAUAAUGUACAUAUACAUGUGUAAGCGCAGCGUGAUCGAGUGAGAAUUAUACAUAUAAAUAUAUAUUUUCCCCUCCUUUGUCAACUGUGUCCAACCGUGCAUACGUCGGAUAACAAUCGUACCUGUAAAUAAAGCCAUCGAAGAAUAAGUCCACUCUACGUACGCAAUGCUAAAGUCCUGUAAUUCUACAUUAAAUCUCUAUACAUAUUUAA
This is a messenger RNA of Monomorium pharaonis (pharaoh ant), 6405 nucleotides long. RefSeq names its product SH3 domain-containing kinase-binding protein 1. The record is from RefSeq and is a predicted model, not a curated record. Gene Ontology annotation, molecular function: protein binding. Lineage: Eukaryota; Metazoa; Arthropoda; Insecta; Hymenoptera; Formicidae. The coding region runs from base 875 to 2557 and encodes 560 amino acids. The transcript is spliced from 8 exons.